AUGCAUCUCAUUGUCGUAAACCACGAUAUAGGACUCGAAGUUCUCGGUCAGGUAUUUGACUUUACGCGAAAAUGGGAACAUGAUGCUGUGGCAUUUCCGAUACUUUGUUGGUAUUUUCGACUUUUACGGACACUCAUGAUUUGUAGCUUGGCUGCCAUUAGUUGCUUCGGAACGCUGUGGAUAUGUACUCCUGUCAUUUUUUACGCUUUCACGGGCAAGAUGAUUGUCGCUGCUGAACUAUAUUUGCCCUUGGUGGAUUACAGGAAACAUCCGGGCUUUGAGAUGCAUUUGGUAUUUCACGCUUUUUGUAUUUUUUUCUCAAUAAUUGGUAUAGCAUCAGUUACUUUCCAAAUUUUGACACUUUUUGUAUCACUUUGCUCGCAAAUCGACAUUUUAUCUGAGCGAGUUACGGCUUUGGCGGAGUACAUUCGAAAUAAUCACGAAAAAUGGAAGGAUAACAAAAGUGAUGAGAUCCUCGUGAAAACCUUGCGAGACAUCUACGAAGAUCAUCAGAGCACCAUAGAGUUCCUCGAUAACUUGGAAGAUUUGCUCUCGUAUCAGCAAAUGACGGAUCACAUGUUUUUCGGAUUUCAAAUUUGUUUGGCGCUGUUUAUUGUGAUGCAAGAAGUUUGGAUACCUGGUUAUUAUAUCGUGAUUUCGGGAACUUUUAUUGUCUUUACGAUUGAUGCCUUGGGUACGAUCAUUGAUGUAAAGUUGGAAAAAUUUUCGGCAAAAACUUAUGAUGUUCCAUGGUACUUGAUGACUGUGAAAGAUCAGAAGAAUUUUUGCUUUUUCUUGGCUCAUACGCAAAGUUGCGAUCGAUUGACGUUGUACGGAAGACUUCCGUUGAAUUUGGAUACAUUUGUGCGAUUUUACAAAGGAAUUUAUUCGUAUUUGAUGAUUUUGAGAGAAGUUGAAAAUUAA
Molecule: messenger RNA, 924 nt
Organism: Culicoides brevitarsis
Lineage: Eukaryota; Metazoa; Arthropoda; Insecta; Diptera; Ceratopogonidae
Product: odorant receptor 67d-like
Exons: 1
Coding region: 1-924 (307 amino acids)
Biological process (GO): sensory perception of smell; detection of chemical stimulus involved in sensory perception of smell
Cellular component (GO): plasma membrane
Molecular function (GO): olfactory receptor activity; odorant binding
Source: RefSeq, a predicted model, not a curated record